This is a messenger RNA of Macadamia integrifolia, 678 nucleotides long. RefSeq lists its product as uncharacterized. The transcript is spliced from 2 exons. The record is from RefSeq and is a predicted model, not a curated record. The coding region runs from base 1 to 678 and encodes 225 amino acids. NCBI's taxonomy places the organism in Eukaryota, Viridiplantae, Streptophyta, Magnoliopsida, Proteales, Proteaceae.
AUGGCAUCACUUCCUCGUCUCUUCCUCAUCGCUUUCGUCUUUCUGGGUUUCAUCGCCAUUGGAACCAACGCAAGACCAGGCCUUCACUUCCACCCUUGCAAAACCCUAUUCAUUUCCUACACAAUCUCAUCCAUCAAAUCCCCACAAUCACGAAACCCUAACGACCGAAACCCCUCUCGUUUCUUCACUAUCUUCAGUGAAAUUAGGGAAUUCCAUCCGCGAAUCAUCCUCCCCUCCGUGGAGUUGAUAACUGAUGAUGGUCGCCCCGAUCUACGCCGUCCGAUUAGGCAUUUCCGUGGCGACGAUGUCGUCAAGCCUGACAUCGCUCGUCCUUCGUACCCUUUUGGGUUUUCCCAUUUUGGUUCUCUUCGUGAGCGAACCAAGGACAUUCUCAGCGUUGUGGUUGCGUUGCUCUUUGGUGUCGGCUGUGGUGCUUUGACUUCUGCUACUAUGUACUUGGCUUGGUCUCUCAUUACCAACAGGUUUGAAUUCAAUGAUUCUGAACGUGAAGGUGAAGAUGGUGAUGAUAGUGAUGGCUUCGAUGACUAUGAUGUGAAGAAGAUGGGUUACGUCAAGAUCCCUGAUGAUACAGUUGCCGUUCAGGUCAAACAAGUGAAAUUGAUGACUGCUAAUAAAUUCAACUUCGAUGGAUACAAGAAGCAUUAUUGUCCUGAAUAA